AUGCAAAUCAAUUCUGUUAAACCAGACUUCGUAACAUUUACUACAUUAGUUAGUUUAUGCGCAAAGAAUCAGCUCUAUAGCGAAGGAGUAACAUUACAUACAAUUAUCAAAAGCCUUGGUAUGGAAAAUAUAGAAUUGUCAAACACAUUAAUGAAUUUUUACACAAAAUGUGGUAAACCUGAUGUUGCCCUUCAACUAUUUGAACAGCUCAAAAUUGGCAAAAUGAAAUUGAAUGUAGCUUCUUGGUCAUGUGCAAUUCAGGCCCUUGGAGAGAAAAAAGAUAUCAGAGGAGCAAUUGGUUUAUUGGAGGAAAUGCAAGCCAAUAAUAUCAAAGCAGAUUCUAUUUUAUUUACCAUAUUAUUAUCUCUAUGUGCAGACAAUCAACUUUAUGAAGAAGGAGUGAAAUUACAUGAAAUAAUCAAAGUAUUGAAAAUUUCUAGUUUGGAAUUGUCACACACAUUAAUGAAUUUUUACACAAAAUGUGGCCACACUAACGUUGCGCUUCAGCUAUUUGAGGACUUGAAAAAAGAAAAUAAUACCAAUGCUAUUUCUUGGAACAGUGCUAUUCAAGCCUUAGUGCUAGCUAAAGACACCCAGAAAGCAAUAGACCUUCUUGCAGAAAUGCAAUUGCUCAAUGUUAAACCAGAUACUAUUACGUUCACUAUAUUAAUUGGUCUGUGUGCAGAAAAUCAAUAUUACAAAGAAGGAGUGAAAUUACAUGAAAUGAUCAAAGUAUUGAACAUUUCAAGUUUAGAAUUGAGUAAUUCAUUAAUGAAUUUUUACACAAAAUGUGGUCAACCUGAUGUUGCACUUCAACUAUUUGAACAGCUUAAAAUUGACAAGAUGAAAAUGAAUGUAGUUUCUUGGUCAUGUGCAAUUCAGGCCCUUGGAGAGAAAAAAGACAUCAGAGGAGCAAUUGGUUUAUUGGAAGAAAUGCAAGCCAAUAAUAUCAAAGCAGAUACUAUUUUAUUUACUAUUUUACUAACUUUAUGUGCAGACAAUCAACUUUAUGAAGAAGGAGUGAAAUUACAUGAAAUAAUCAAAGUAUUGAAAAUUUCAAGUUUGGAAUUGUCAAAUACAUUAAUGAAUUUUUACACAAAAUGUGGACAAACCAGUAUAUCACUUGAAAUAUUUGAAGAACUUAAAAAAGAAAACAAGACAAAUGUUGUAUCAUGGAAUAGUGCAAUCCAAGCUCUGCGAUCUAGGAAAGAUAUUACAAGAGCCUUUGAAUUGCUAGAGGAAAUGAAAAAACUCAACAUUGAACCAGAUGAAAUAACAUAUGUUAGCCUUCUUACUCUAUGUGCAGACAGUGUUGCCAUUAAGCAGGGAGAGGAGGUGGUGCAGCAGUUCAAAACAAAACAUAUAGCAAAAAGUGUCUUUUGGAUUGGUGCAACUAUAAGCUUUCAUGCAAAAGUUGGAAGAUUGGAAAGAGCAGAAUCAGUAUUCAAUGAAUAUUUAUCUAACAACCCACCAUUUGAUCCAAUCUUGACAAGUGUUAUGAUAGAUGCUUAUGCCAAACAUGGAAAAGGAAAAGAGGCUGUUUAUUUGUAUCAACAAAUAAUUGAUAGAAACCAACUCCCAAGUGCAGAGGCUGUUACAAGUGUUUUAACCGCUUGUAGUCAUGCAGGGUUAGUUGAUGAGGCAAGAAGAAUUUACAAGUCAAUUGAAAAUACACAAGUAUGUACACCAAGUCACAAAGCUUGUAUGGUAGAUGUUUUGGCCAGAAGUGGAUAUUUGGAGGAGGCUGAACAAUUUAUUGGUUCAUCAAGAGAUGUAGUUAGUUGGGUAACACUACUGGGAGCAUGCAGAAUUCAUACGAAUGUUGAAAUAGCUGAAAGAACGUUUGAUAUUCUCUUAGAAAUAGACAAUGAACAAGCUUCCCACUAUGUACAAAUGUCACAUAUUUACAAUCAAAUGGGACAAAUUGACAAGGCAAACGAAGUAAGGGAAUUAAUGAAACGUAAUAAUGCAACGAAAAUUCCUGGAAUUACCACUAUUGAGGUUGAUGGUGAGACCCAUAAUUUUGUGUCAGAUGAUUCAUACCACCCUAGAAUGCAAGAAAUUAACCAAGAGUUAGAAAAGCUGAAUAAGGAAAUGUUAGAUGCUGGUUAUGCUCCAGAUACUAGAUGGGUAACAAGGUUAGAUGUUGAUCCAAAUGAUGAAAAAAAGAAGAAAGAAUUAUUAUGUAGACACUCCGAAAGAAUAGCAAUGGCAUUUGCUUUUAUUUCAUUACCAAAAGAUGAACCAAUUGUGAUGAGAAAGAAUUUGAGAGUGUGUGGCGAUUGCCAUACAGCUACCAAAUUCAUUUCCAAAAUAAGAAAAAGGGAAAUAAUUGUGAGAGAUGCCAGUAGGCAUCAUCAUUUUAAAGAUGGCAAAUGCUCAUGUGGUGACUUCUUCUAA
Molecule: messenger RNA, 2400 nt
Organism: Naegleria gruberi
Lineage: Eukaryota; Heterolobosea; Eutetramitea; Acrasida; Naegleriidae
Exons: 1
Coding region: 1-2400 (799 amino acids)
Biological process (GO): RNA modification
Molecular function (GO): protein binding; zinc ion binding; RNA binding
Source: RefSeq, a predicted model, not a curated record